UCAUCCCUCCGGGAACAGGCUUUCAUCUGAUUAGACAUAUUGAAUGGAUGAUUUAUUUCCAUUCAGGCCUCUGCAGAGAAGACAGACAGUGGACUCUCCCCUGAGAAAAGGAUGUGCCACCACAGCUCCAAAUGUUUCAUGCUCACUGGAGGAUGGCCAAGGAACAUACAACUUUCUAAAGGCUGAGACAGUGCAACAGACUGGAGUGCACCAGAUAGGAAAAUCCAAUUAUCUUCCAUUACGCCAGACGUUGAAGAUAUUUGCACAUUUUAAGAGAGAUGCCUACAUAGAAGAACAACAGCAGCUGGGCCAUAUGUUUCGUUACUGAACUGGUUCCUCAGGUAUCCUGGCUCUGGCAACUGCUAUGGGAGAUUGGAUGACUAUUACAGAUACAGGUCUGUCUUCAGAAAGCAAAAAUAUAUCUCAAUAUACCUCAGACACAAAGAUGUCUCCAUCAAGUUUAUACUCACAGCAAGUGCUAUGUUCAUCAAUACCUUUAUCAAAAAACGUGCACAGUUUUUUCAGUGCCUUCUGCACAGAGGAUAAUAUUGAACAAAGUAUUUCAUAUCUUGAUCAGGAAUUGACUACUUUCGGUUUUCCUUCAUUAUAUGAAGAGUCCAAAGGUAAAGAGACAAAGAGAGAAUUAAAUAUAGUUGCUGUUUUAAAUUGUAUGAAUGAGCUACUUGUACUUCAGCGGAAGAACCUUCUAGCUCAGGAAAAUGUGGAAACACAAAAUCUGAAACUGGGAAGUGAUAUGGACCAUCUGCAGAACUGCUAUGCAAAACUUAAGGAACAGCUGGAAACCUCCAGGAGAGAAAUGAUUGGGCUUCAGGAAAGAGACAGACAGUUACAAUGCAAGAACAGGAAUUUGCAUCAGUUACUAAAAAGUGAGAAAGAUGAGGUACAAAAAUUACAAAAUAUCAUUGCAAGUCGAGCUACUCAAUAUAAUCAUGAUAUGAAGAGAAAAGAGCGUGAAUAUAAUAAACUAAAGGAACGUCUACAUCAACUUGUUAUGAAUAAGAAGGAUAAAAAAAUAGCCAUGGAAGUUUUAAAUUAUGUGGGGAGAGCUGAUGGAAAGAGAGGCUCUUGGAGGACUGGUAAAAGUGAAGCCAGUUUCUUCCUCAGGAAUGAAGAUGAAAUGUAUAAAAUUCUCUUGAAUGAUUAUGAAUAUCGUCAGAAACAAAUCCUAAUGGAAAAUGCUGAACUUAAGAAGGUUCUUCAGCAAAUGAAAAAGGAAAUGAUUUCUCUUCUUUCUCCCCAAAAGCAGAAACCUAGAGAAAGAGCAGAUGAUAGUACAGGAACUGUUAUCUCUGAUAUUGAGGAAGAUGCCGGGGAACUGAACAGAGAGAGUAUGUGGGACCUCUCCUGUGAAACUGUGAGAGAGCAGCUUACAAAUAGCAUCAGAAAACAGUGGAGAAUUUUGAAAAGUCAUGUAGAAAAACUUGAUAACCAAGUUUCAAAGGUACACCUAGAAGGUUUUAAUGAUGAAGAUGUAAUCUCACGACGAGACCAUGAACAGGAAACUGAAAAACUUGAGUUAGAAAUUCAGCAGUGUAAAGAAAUGAUUAAAACUCAGCAGCAACUUUUACAGCAGCAGCUCGCUACUGCAUGUGAUGACGAUACCACUUCUCUGCUACGGGACUGUUAUUUGUUGGAAGAAAAGGAACGCCUCAAAGAAGAGUGGUCCCUAUUUAAAGAGCAAAAAAAGAAUUUUGAGAAAGAAAGACGAAGCUUUACGGAAGCUGCCAUUUGCCUGGGAUUGGAGAGAAAGGCAUUUGAAGAAGAAAGAGCCAGUUGGUUAAAGCAGCAGUUUUUAAAUAUGACCACCUUUGACCACCAGAACUCAGAAAAUGUGAGACUUUUCAGUGCCUUCUCAGGAA
Hipposideros armiger (great roundleaf bat) is the source of this 1880-nucleotide messenger RNA. Its product is annotated as afadin- and alpha-actinin-binding protein. Lineage: Eukaryota; Metazoa; Chordata; Mammalia; Chiroptera; Hipposideridae. Gene Ontology annotation, cellular component: centriolar satellite; ciliary basal body. The record is from RefSeq and is a predicted model, not a curated record. The transcript is spliced from 14 exons. Gene Ontology annotation, biological process: intraciliary transport involved in cilium assembly. The annotation marks the transcript as partial.